Messenger RNA from Labeo rohita (rohu), 2482 nucleotides. RefSeq names its product CD248 molecule, endosialin b (gene cd248b). NCBI's taxonomy places the organism in Eukaryota, Metazoa, Chordata, Actinopteri, Cypriniformes, Cyprinidae. Gene Ontology annotation, biological process: cell migration. Gene Ontology annotation, molecular function: extracellular matrix protein binding; extracellular matrix binding; calcium ion binding. Gene Ontology annotation, cellular component: external side of plasma membrane; extracellular matrix. The coding region runs from base 129 to 2111 and encodes 660 amino acids. The transcript has a single exon. The record is from RefSeq and is a predicted model, not a curated record.
CUGCAGACAGACUGCAGACAAAAGUCAUCUCUUUGAGCAGAGAGACCAGAAAUUUGAAAGAGCUCACAGGUAAAUUUAAAAUUUUAAUUGGGGCAGAUACCUCAGCUGUAGGAAACAAAAAAACAGUUAUGGGAAACAGGACUGUUAAAAAAUGCUGUGCUGCAUAUCCCUGUCUUUUUUUGGGGCUUCUAUAUUUGUAUUGGUCUAAGGGAGUCAUAGGACAAAGCUUGCAGGAGCAGGACGGUGUGUGCAACGCUGAGGGAUGCUAUUCAAUUCAUCUCCAGCGAAAGACAUUCAGGGAGUCCUGGAGGAGCUGCAGGGAAAAAGGGGGGAACCUGGCUACCAUUAAAGGACCAGAAGAAGCUUCCAUGAUCCAUGACCUCCUAUCGUCAGGAGACAGACGUGGCUCCCGGCCCAGAAUCAGGCUGUGGAUUGGCCUUCAGCGACAACCUCGACAAUGCUCGGCCACACGCCCUUUGAGGGGUUUUACCUGGAUCACUGGGGAUCAGGAAACACAGUAUACAAACUGGCAACGCGAGGACGUACCCAGUGCUUGCGCUGCUCAUCGUUGUGUGGUCAUUAUCUACAACACGGCUGACAAAGGUGGCAACGACAAGAACAACUUCAAAUGGCUCGAUGGAUCUUGUGCGGUGGCCGUGGAAGGUUUCCUCUGCCGCUACACCUACCAAGGGAUGUGCCCAGCUCUUCAAAAAGAAGGAGGGGGUCCUGCACUGUACACCACUCCGUUUGAACUGGAAAGUACUAUUCUUACUGACAUCCCUUUUGGCUCUGUGGCAACUCUUCCUUGUCCUGACGACGACAAGGAAGACCAGUCAGUCCUGUGCAUGCUGAGAGAGGACGGAAGCAUUGGCUGGUCGAAGGAUGCACCGCUCUGCACUCCAACAGACUGGUGUGAACAGGACAAUGGUGGCUGCGAGCACUUCUGUGUGAGCUCAGAUACCCAGUAUCACUGUGAGUGCUCUGACAAUUAUAUUCUGGCAGAAGACGGAAAGACCUGCCAGCUCGCAGAUCCCUGCCUCAGUGCUAACUGUGAGUUUGACUGCGAGUCCACUCCUCAGGGACAUCGCUGCAAGUGCCUGGAGGGGUACCUCCUGUCUGUUGAUGGUCAGAGUUGUCUUGAUAUAGAUGAGUGCUUGCAGAAACCUUGCCCGCAGGAAUGCAUCAAUGCACCUGGUACGUUCGAGUGUAGGUGCAAUGAGGGAUACCUUCCAUCUGAGUUUGGAGAAUGUGUGGACGUGGACGAAUGCAUGGAAGGAAAGUGCGUUCAUAUUUGUGACAACUUGCCUGGUUCCUACACGUGCCGAUGUCACGAGGGAUUCUCUCCACUUGAAGAAGAUCCGGAGCAAUGCAAAGACAUCGAUGAGUGUAAAACUCCAGACAUUUGCUAUCAGUUGUGCAGAAAUUAUGAAGGUGGAUUUGAGUGCCUUUGUGAGGAAGGUUAUGUGUUGCAGGAGGACAACUACUACUGUUUGCCAGUCGAAGAGGAUGAACCCUUGAUUGUUGAUUCAACUUAUUCAACAGUGACUGAUCCCGGCUUGCCAGAGCCGAUGACAGAUGCCAACCUUGUGGAGUCGGCAAGCCCAGAAUGGCAUACGACUUACCCGAACUGGUUUACGGAGAAGACACAGAAAGAAGAUGUGACCACACAGGAACCUGAGCAUGCAUCUUCGAAUUCACCUUCAUCCAACUUUUUUAUGGAUGCUACAACUUCAGCUGAUUCAUAUCAAGAGGAUGCACAUGAUCAUAAACUAUCAAGAGCAAUUGGUGAUUUGGAAGAGAUGAAGACAUCUGUGCCGAAGAGAAAAUGGGAUUUUGUCACGCUCACUCCUCCAACAUUGCAAAUACCAGAAGAUACGCCGGCAUCAGAAACAGAACAGCAUCCAGGUGACAGGAAGAAACAUGAUAAAAGCUGGAUGCUUGUGGCACUGCUGGUAUCACUAUGUGUUUUUAUUGUGGUCAUGUUAGCGUUAGGCAUUGUUUACUGCACAAGUUGUGCUGUAGAGCAACGGAGCAAAAACGUCACAGACUGUUACCGUUGGACCACCACCCCCAAGCCUGAAAAAUCAAGUACAGCAAAAUCUCGAGCUUGAGAAAUGUACAGUUGACGUGACUCUUUACAAAAAAAAAAAUCAGCAAUGACCCUGGACUUCGUCAGGCUGUUUUGGUGUGAUCACACUGAUGUCACUUUGGUAUUCUGAGAGUUCCUGUGGGAUACAGGGGCAAAAUAGUCUCUCGGUGCACCAUUUAACAUUCAAACAUUCUUUUCAGACACCGGAGAGAACAUCAAGAAUUAUUUUCUAAAGGAAUUGGAGCAGUAACCCCCAACGUGUAGAAGAGACAUUUUGUGGAAAGCGGGACAUAGCAAACUGAAUUUAGCAUGCAUCCCUUUUUCAUAUAAUACAAUGAAUGAGAAUUUUUAUGAAGCCUACCAGUAGAAAUAAAAAAAUGUACAUAUAAAAUA